GUAUGAGACCAUCUAAAUUCUUAAUCACACCAAGAAGGCUGGAGAAAUUGUGGCAUUUUCAUCUCUCACUUCUUACCAGGAUCUCAACUACACCAUUCUUUCUCAUCAACCUUAAUGUACAAGCCAUCUCUUAAAUCCCCAACCUUCUAGCUACAACCCACCAUAAUCCUUUUCAUAGAACACAAGUAUGGAAGAAGCUUCCCAAGUGUCAAAUUUGUUCUUCUCCCCCCCCAUAGCUGGGCUUCACAUGUUCAUUGCACUUGCUAUAGUAAUCUUUUCAUGGCUGUUGAUCCAGAGAUUUAACCAAAGGAAUAAAAAGGGACCGAAAACUUGGCCGAUCAUUGGUGCGACCAUCGAGCAACUGAAGAACUACGAUAGGAUGCAUGAUUGGCUCGCAGAGUACUUAGCAAAAUCGAAGACUAUUACAGUUUCCAUGCCAUCCACAACUUACACAUACAUAGCAGACCCAGCAAACGUAGAGCAUGUCCUCAAGACUAACUUCACCAACUAUCCUAAGGGUGAGUUAUAUCGAUCUUAUAUGGACGUUUUGCUCGGCGACGGGAUCUUUAACGCCGAUGGCGAGUUGUGGAGGAAGCAAAGAAAGACAGCAAGCUUCGAGUUUGCUUCGAAGAACUUGAGGGACUUCAGUGCGAAUGUGUUCAGAGAGUAUGCUUUAAAGCUCUCUGACAUAUUAUGUGAAGCAUCAACAGAUAAUCGAGUUAUAGACAUGCAGGACCUCUUUAUGAGGAUGACACUGGAUUCUAUAUGUAAGGUAGGGUUCGGAGUAGAGAUAGGGACAUUGUCACCCGACCUGCCUGAUAAUAGCUUUGCUCAGGCUUUUGAUGCAGCUAAUAUGAUUGUGACACUUCGAUUCAUCGACCCAUUGUGGAGGAUGAAGAGAUUUCUCCAUAUAGGAUCAGAAGCCCUUCUUGCACAGAGCAUCAAAGUAGUCGACGAGUUCACAUAUCGGAUGAUUCGAAAGAGAAAAGAAGAGAUCGAGCAAGCUCGAGCUUGUGGGAUCAAAGAUAAGAUCAAGCAUGACAUACUGUCGAGAUUCAUCGAGCUUGGGGACGACCCGGAGAGUAGUUUUAGCAAUGACAAGAGCCUAAGAGAUGUGGUACUCAACUUCGUAAUUGCCGGCAGAGAUACAACAGCAACAACCCUCUCUUGGUUUAUCUACAUGAUUGUGACUCACCCCACGGUAGCUGAGAAGCUCUACGAUGAGCUAAAGGCAUUCGAGAAAGAAAGAGCAAAUGAAGAGAAAAUACAAGUAGUUUCAUAUGAUGUAAAUGACCCAAAAUCCUUUAGGGAUAGGAUUUCAUCUUUUGCAAGGCUCCUCAACUAUGAUAGCUUAGGGAGAUUGGUCUACUUGCAUGCGUGCAUCACCGAGACGCUUCGACUCUAUCCUGCAGUUCCUCAGGACCCAAAAGGCAUAUUGGAAGAUGAUGUUCUCCCUGAUGGAACCAAAUUGAGAGCUGGUGGGAUGGUCACUUAUGUCCCCUACUCAAUGGGGAGGAUGGAGUACAACUGGGGCCCUGAUGCUACAUCUUUUAGGCCCGAGAGAUGGUUCAAUGACGGCGCACUUCAAAUCGUGUCGCCAUUCAAAUUCACAGCUUUCCAGGCCGGUCCUCGGAUAUGUUUGGGCAAGGAUUCUGCAUAUCUCCAGAUGAAGAUGACACUUGCUAUACUCUGUAGGUUCUAUAAGUUCAUGUUGGUGCCAAAUCAUCCAGUUAAGUAUAGGAUGAUGACAAUACUCUCCAUGGCUCAUGGGUUAAAGCUCCAUGUUUCUAGAUCAAUGUAAUUAUUAACUUCUUUUCGGUAAAAAUUUGCCUCCUACAAUGUUGAUU
Messenger RNA from Ananas comosus (pineapple), 1847 nucleotides. RefSeq names its product cytochrome P450 704B1. Bases 188 to 1801 code for a protein of 537 amino acids. The transcript has 6 exons. Gene Ontology annotation, molecular function: oxidoreductase activity, acting on paired donors, with incorporation or reduction of molecular oxygen; iron ion binding; monooxygenase activity. The record is from RefSeq and is a predicted model, not a curated record. NCBI's taxonomy places the organism in Eukaryota, Viridiplantae, Streptophyta, Magnoliopsida, Poales, Bromeliaceae.